Messenger RNA from Lolium rigidum, 1417 nucleotides. RefSeq lists its product as uncharacterized. The record is from RefSeq and is a predicted model, not a curated record. NCBI's taxonomy places the organism in Eukaryota, Viridiplantae, Streptophyta, Magnoliopsida, Poales, Poaceae. The transcript has 2 exons. The coding region runs from base 279 to 1157 and encodes 292 amino acids.
UCAUCAUGACCGGUUCCACGUUUCAACAAGGCAGCAGCAGGCCUCUCGAAGAUUAUUUAGAUUGGAGGGGCUUUGCAAUUGUAAAUCAAUCUUACUCCAAUAUAUAAGUGGCAGGUUCUGUCACUCUAUCCCCUUUCCCUCUGCUCUGCUCUUCCCCCGUCCCCUCUAGUCUCGUCCACGCUCCACCCUGCAACUCCGAUCUGCUGCUGCUCCUCCGAUCCUCCCGGAGCCGGACUGUUCAGGCUAGAGGCUCCUUAGUGAAAGGUGAGCUCAGAUAUAUGGCCUUCAAGACUCUGCAAGUUCCAUCUAGUUUAGCAAGGCCAAACACCUAUAGUUUCAGUUCCUCCCAGGCUUUUUAUCAGCCAAAACCUGCAUCAAGACCACAAGCAAGAGUCCCGGCGGAGAAUCACCUCAAGAGACCAUCAGUCCUGAAAUGCAGAGCCAAUCUGCAUCGCUGCGUAGAUGAGGUUGUCCAACCCCAGCUGGAUCAUCAUGCUACUGAAAUUCCCAUAGUUCAUUAUCCAUCUGUUGUUUUCCCUGGCGAGACCCUGCAGCUGCAGACGUUUGAGUUCAGAUACCGCAUCAUGAUGCACACACUGCUCCAGGAAAGCCUCACCUUCGGUAUCAUCUACUCCGGCAGGAAAGGCAGUAGGAUGGACGAUAUUGGAUGCAUGGUCCAUGUGGUUGAGUGCGAGAAGCUCGUGGACGACCGGUUCUUCCUGACUUGUGUAGGUGGAGACCGCUUCCGAGUGUUGGAAGUUGUCAGAACAAAGCCCUACGUGAUCGCAAGGAUCCAGGUAUUCACCGACAGAUGCUCACCCAAUCCAGGGCAUCAGGUUGACCUGGGAUACCUGAUGCAGCAAGUGGAAAGGCACCUUAAGAAUGUGACAAUGCUCUCUGAAAAACUCAACUGGAAACCAAGGGGAGAUUAUCAGGCUGGGAAGGUCAGCAGCAUGCACAGCCCGGAGUCUUUCUCCUUCACCGUCGCCCGAUUGUUCGUCGAAGAUCGUUCCGAGCAGCAAUGGUUGCUGCGGUUGGACGACACGGCGCAGCGAUUGGUGCGAGAAGGGCGGUACCUGGAGCAAAGGAGCAAGUACCUGGCGGCCAUAGCAGCGAUAAGGGACGCCUUUCGGCACCUGUCCUGCAACGAGAAGUAGCAACAGACCUUGUGCAUUGGAGAGCUGAACAACUAGUCUCUACUAGUUAUAGAGGAGAAGAAAUCGAGGAGAUGUGGCAAUUAAGAGUUGUCAAUAGCUAGUCAGACUCUCCUAGCCAUAGGUUUCUCAUUUCUCCUUCGGGUUGCGACUUUGUUUGUAUCGUGGUGUAUAUAUUGUACAUUGUUGGUUGUCCGUUUCGUGGCGAAACUUUGCUACUAGAUGUACUCACAUAUGUCAAUGUGUAAAGGCACUAUCGUCAA